This is a messenger RNA of Anas platyrhynchos (mallard), 9025 nucleotides long. The record is from RefSeq and is a predicted model, not a curated record. NCBI's taxonomy places the organism in Eukaryota, Metazoa, Chordata, Aves, Anseriformes, Anatidae.
GAAGUAUAAAUUCUGAUGCUCUGUGUUAUUGGCACCUCUUGGCAAGAUGGGUACCAACAAGAUCUUGCUUUUCCUCUUAAGUACAGCUCUUCUGGAUGCCACCGCAGUUACAACUACCUCAAGAAGCUCUCUGGGCACAAGUACAUUUCCAGCAGACAAAACAACCACACUGACCCGAGAUCCCACCACAACUCCCGGUCGGACAGACGGAAUCACACCUGUCUUCCAAGGAACUGUUCCUCCAGGUGUCUCCCUGAGCUUGGUGAAUGGCAGGAACCGGUGUGAGGGGCGCAUUGAGAUCUAUCAGUAUGGGAACCGGGGCACGGUGUGUGAUGACGGCUGGGACCUCAGUGAUGCCCAAGUUGUGUGCAGGCAGCUGGGAUGCGGCUACGCUGUUUCUGCAUUUGGAAGUGCCUAUUUUGGACAAGGCAGUGGCAGCAUUUACCUGGACGAUGUGCAGUGCACAGGGAGUGAGUCCUCCCUGUUUCAGUGCAGGAGCUCUGGCUGGGGCGUCCACAACUGUGGGCACAGUGAAGACGCGGGUGUUAUCUGCUCAGCUGCAAUAAGCAUGACGAGACCAUAUCCCACCACAACUCCAGGUCGGACAGACGGAAUCUCAGAUGGCUUCCCAGCAACUGUUCCUCCAGGUGUCUCCCUGAGCUUGGUGAAUGGCAGGAACCGGUGUGAGGGGCGCAUUGAGCUCUACCAGUAUGGGAACCGGGGCACGGUGUGUGACGACGGCUGGGACCUCAGUGAUGCCCAAGUUGUGUGCAGGCAGCUGGGAUGCGGCUACGCUGUUUCUGCAUUUGGAAGUGCCUAUUUUGGACAAGGCAGUGGCAGCAUUUACCUGGACAAUGUGCAGUGCACAGGGAGUGAGUCCUCCCUGUUUCAGUGCAGGAGCUCUGGCUGGGGCGUCCACGACUGUGGGCACAGUGAAGAUGCAGGUGUUGUCUGCUCAGCUGCAAUAAGCAUGACGAGACCAUAUCCCACCACAACUCCAGGUCGGACAGACGAAAUCACAGUUGGCUUCCCAGCAACUGUUCCUCCAGGUGUCUCCCUGAGCUUGGUGAAUGGCAGGAACCGGUGUGAGGGGCGCAUUGAGCUCUACCAGUAUGGGAACCGGGGCACGGUGUGUGACGACGGCUGGGACCUCAGUGAUGCCCAGGUUGUGUGCAGGCAGCUGGGAUGCGGCUACGCUGUUUCUGCAUUUGGAAGUGCCUAUUUUGGACAAGGCAGUGGCAGCAUUUACCUGGAUGAUGUGCAGUGCACAGGGAGUGAGUCCUCCCUGUUUGAGUGCAGGAGCUCUGGCUGGGGCGUCCACAACUGUGGGCACAGUGAAGACGCAGGUGUUGUCUGCUCAGCUGCAGUAACCACGACGAGCCCAACUCCCACCACAACUCCAGGUGGCUCGCUGAGCUUGGUGAACGGCAGGAACCGGUGUGAGGGGCGCAUUGAGAUCUACCAGAAUGGGAACCGGGGCACGGUGUGUGAUGACGGCUGGGACCUCAAUGAUGCCCAGGUUGUGUGCAGGCAGCUGGGAUGCGGCUACGCUGUUUCUGCAUUUGGAAGUGCCUAUUUUGGACAAGGCAGUGGCAGCAUUUACCUGGACGAAGUGCAGUGCACGGGGAGUGAGUCCUCCCUGUUUGAGUGCAGGAGCUCUGGCUGGGGCGUCCACAACUGUGGGCACAGUGAAGACGCAGGUGUUGUCUGCUCAGCUGCAGUAACCACGACGAGCCCAACUCCCACCACAACUCCAGGUGGCUCGCUGAGCUUGGUGAACGGCAGGAACCGGUGUGAGGGGCGCAUUGAGAUCUACCAGAAUGGGAGCCGGGGCACGGUGUGUGAUGACGGCUGGGACCUCAGUGAUGCCCAAGUUGUGUGCAGGCAGCUGGGAUGCGGCUACGCUGUUUCUGCAUUUGGAAGUGCCUAUUUUGGACAAGGCAGUGGCAGCAUUUACCUGGACGAAGUGCAGUGCACAGGGAGUGAGUCCUCCCUGUUUGAGUGCAGGAGCUCUGGCUGGGGCGUCCACAACUGUGCGCACAGUGAAGACGCAGGCGUUCUCUGCUCAGCUGCAAUAAGCACGACGACGACCCCAACUCCAGGUGGCUCGCUGAGCUUGGUGAAUGGCAGUAACCGGUGUGAGGGGCGCAUUGAGAUCUACCAGAAUGGGAACCGGGGCACGGUGUGUGAUGACGGCUGGGACCUCAGUGAUGCCCAAGUUGUGUGCAGGCAGCUGGGAUGCGGCUACGCUGUUUCUGCAGUGGGAAGUGCCUAUUUUGGACAAGGCAGUGGCAGCAUUUACCUGGACGAAGUGCAGUGCACGGGGAGUGAGUCCUCCCUGUUUCAGUGCAGGAGCUCUGGCUGGGGCGUCCACAACUGUCAGCACUAUGAAGAUGCAGGUGUUAUCUGCUCAGCUGCAAUAACCACGACGAGCCCAACUCCCACCACAACUCCAGGUGGCUCGCUGAGCUUGGUGAACGGCAGGAACCGGUGUGAGGGGCGCAUUGAGAUCUACCAGAAUGGGAACCGGGGCACGGUGUGUGAUGACGGCUGGGACCUCAAUGAUGCCCAGGUUGUGUGCAGGCAGCUGGGAUGCGGCUACGCUGUUUCUGCAUUUGGAAGUGCCUAUUUUGGACAAGGCAGUGGCAGCAUUUACCUGGACGAAGUGCAGUGCACAGGGAAUGAGUCCUCCCUGUUUGAGUGCAGGAGCUCUGGCUGGGGCGUCCACAACUGUGCGCACAGUGAAGACGCAGGCGUUCUCUGCUCAGCUGCAGUAACCACGACGAGCCCAACUCCCACCACAACUCCAGGUGGCUCGCUGAGCUUGGUGAACGGCAGGAACCGGUGUGAGGGGCGCAUUGAGAUCUACCAGAAUGGGAGCCGGGGCACGGUGUGUGAUGACGGCUGGGACCUCAGUGAUGCCCAAGUUGUGUGCAGGCAGCUGGGAUGCGGCUACGCUGUUUCUGCAUUUGGAAGUGCCUAUUUUGGACAAGGCAGUGGCAGCAUUUACCUGGACGAAGUGCAGUGCACAGGGAGUGAGUCCUCCCUGUUUGAGUGCAGGAGCUCUGGCUGGGGCGUCCACAACUGUGCGCACAGUGAAGACGCAGGCGUUCUCUGCUCAGCUGCAAUAAGCACGACGACGACCCCAACUCCAGGUGGCUCGCUGAGCUUGGUGAAUGGCAGUAACCGGUGUGAGGGGCGCAUUGAGAUCUACCAGAAUGGGAACCGGGGCACGGUGUGUGAUGACGGCUGGGACCUCAGUGAUGCCCAAGUUGUGUGCAGGCAGCUGGGAUGCGGCUACGCUGUUUCUGCAGUGGGAAGUGCCUAUUUUGGACAAGGCAGUGGCAGCAUUUACCUGGACGAAGUGCAGUGCACGGGGAGUGAGUCCUCCCUGUUUCAGUGCAGGAGCUCUGGCUGGGGCGUCCACAACUGUCAGCACUAUGAAGAUGCAGGUGUUAUCUGCUCAGCUGCAAUAACCACGACGAGCCCAACUCCCACCACAACUCCAGGUGGCUCGCUGAGCUUGGUGAAUGGCAGGAACCGGUGUGAGGGGCGCAUUGAGAUCUACCAGAAUGGGAACCGGGGCACGGUGUGUGAUGACGGCUGGGACCUCAAUGAUGCCCAGGUUGUGUGCAGGCAGCUGGGAUGCGGCUACGCUGUUUCUGCAUUUGGAAGUGCCUAUUUUGGACAAGGCAGUGGCAGCAUUUACCUGGACGAAGUGCAGUGCACAGGGAAUGAGUCCUCCCUGUUUGAGUGCAGGAGCUCUGGCUGGGGCGUCCACAACUGUGCGCACAGUGAAGACGCAGGCGUUCUCUGCUCAGCUGCAAUAAGCACGACGACGACCCCAACUCCAGGUGGCUCGCUGAGCUUGGUGAAUGGCAGUAACCGGUGUGAGGGGCGCAUUGAGAUCUACCAGAAUGGGAACCGGGGCACGGUGUGUGAUGACGGCUGGGACCUCAGUGAUGCCCAAGUUGUGUGCAGGCAGCUGGGAUGCGGCUAUGCUGUUUCUGCAGUGGGAAGUGCCUAUUUUGGACAAGGCAGUGGCAGCAUUUACCUGGACGAAGUGCAGUGCACGGGGAGUGAGUCCUCCCUGUUUCAGUGCAGGAGCUCUGGCUGGGGCGUCCACAACUGUCAGCACUAUGAAGAUGCAGGUGUUAUCUGCUCAGCUGCAAUAACCACGACGAGCCCAACUCCCACCACAACUCCAGGUGGCUCGCUGAGCUUGGUGAAUGGCAGGAACCGGUGUGAGGGGCGCAUUGAGAUCUACCAGAAUGGGAACCGGGGCACGGUGUGUGAUGACGGCUGGGACCUCAAUGAUGCCCAGGUUGUGUGCAGGCAGCUGGGAUGCGGCUACGCUGUUUCUGCAUUUGGAAGUGCCUAUUUUGGACAAGGCAGUGGCAGCAUUUACCUGGACGAAGUGCAGUGCACAGGGAAUGAGUCCUCCCUGUUUGAGUGCAGGAGCUCUGGCUGGGGCGUCCACAACUGUGCGCACAGUGAAGACGCAGGCGUUCUCUGCUCAGCUGCAAUAAGCACGACGACGACCCCAACUCCAGGUGGCUCGCUGAGCUUGGUGAAUGGCAGUAACCGGUGUGAGGGGCGCAUUGAGAUCUACCAGAAUGGGAACCGGGGCACGGUGUGUGAUGACGGCUGGGACCUCAGUGAUGCCCAAGUUGUGUGCAGGCAGCUGGGAUGCGGCUAUGCUGUUUCUGCAGUGGGAAGUGCCUAUUUUGGACAAGGCAGUGGCAGCAUUUACCUGGACGAAGUGCAGUGCACGGGGAGUGAGUCCUCCCUGUUUCAGUGCAGGAGCUCUGGCUGGGGCGUCCACAACUGUCAGCACUAUGAAGAUGCAGGUGUUAUCUGCUCAGCUGCAAUAACCACGACGAGCCCAACUCCCACCACAACUCCAGGUGGCUCGCUGAGCUUGGUGAAUGGCAGGAACCGGUGUGAGGGGCGCAUUGAGAUCUACCAGAAUGGGAACCGGGGCACGGUGUGUGAUGACGGCUGGGACCUCAAUGAUGCCCAGGUUGUGUGCAGGCAGCUGGGAUGCGGCUACGCUGUUUCUGCAUUUGGAAGUGCCUAUUUUGGACAAGGCAGUGGCAGCAUUUACCUGGACGAAGUGCAGUGCACAGGGAAUGAGUCCUCCCUGUUUGAGUGCAGGAGCUCUGGCUGGGGCGUCCACAACUGUGCGCACAGUGAAGACGCAGGCGUUCUCUGCUCAGCUGCAAUAAGCACGACGACGACCCCAACUCCAGGUGUCUCCCUGAGCUUGGUGAAUGGCAGUAACCGGUGUGAGGGGCGCAUUGAGAUCUACCAGUAUGGGAACCGGGGCACGGUGUGUGACGACGACUGGGACCUCAGUGAUGCCCAAGUUGUGUGCAGGCAGCUGGGAUGCGGCUAUGCUGUUUCUGCAGUGGGAAGUGCCUAUUUUGGACAAGGCAGUGGCAGCAUUUACCUGGACAAUGUGCAGUGCACGGGGAGUGAGUCCUCCCUGUUUCAGUGCAGGAGCUCUGGCUGGGGCGUCCACAACUGUCAGCACUAUGAAGACGCAGGCGUUAUCUGCUCAGAUGCAAUAACCACGACGAGCCCAACUCCAGGUGGCUCGCUGAGCUUGGUGAAUGGCAGUAACCGGUGCGAGGGGCGCAUUGAGAUCUACCAGAAUGGGAACCAGGGCACGGUGUGUGAUGACGGCUGGGACCUCAAUGAUGCCCAGGUUGUGUGCAGGCAGCUGGGAUGCGGCUACGCUGUUUCUGCAGUGGGAAGUGCCUAUUUUGGACAAGGCAGUGGCAGCAUUUACCUGGACGAUGUGCAGUGCACGGGGAGUGAGUCCUCCCUGUUUCAGUGCAGGAGCUCUGGCUGGGGCGUCCACAACUGUGGGCACUAUGAAGACGCAGGUGUUAUCUGCUCAGGAGAUACAAAUUCCACGGCGAGCCCAUAUCCCACCACAACUCCAGCUAGAAAAUAUCUUUGUGGUGGAUUAUUGUCAAGAUCCUCCGGAACAAUUCAGAGUCCUCUUUAUCCUUCAAAUUAUCCAGAUAAUGCAAAUUGUUUGUGGGAGAUACAAGUGAUGAAUAAUUUCCGCAUUGCGCUCACGUUUAGAACCAUUCAGUUGCAAGGUGGAUGCCAGAACGAUUAUAUUGAGAUCUAUGAUGGGCCACCCAAUACUUCUCCUCUGCUUCAAAGAAUUUGUUCUGGUUAUAAUGUUGCCUACACAUCAUCCUCAAACCUAAUGACCAUCAGAUUUCACAGUGACUCUAGAUAUUCAAAUAGAGGGUUUUAUGCUGAAUAUCAUUCCUUUCCAGCAGAUCAGAAUACCACCCUUGUGUGCUUGCCAACAUACAUGCACGCAGUUAUACAGAAAAGCUAUCUCCAGUCACAAGGCUACUCAGAAUGGAGCAUCAGCUUGUCUGAUUCUUCUUGUAGACCAACAAUUACAUCGACUGAGGUUAUAUUCAACAUUCCAUACAACAGAUGUGGUACACGUAGACAGGGCGACAAUGAAACGAUCACCUAUUCCAAUGUGAUAAGAGCAUCUGUUUCUGGUUCCAUCAUCAAGAGGCAAAAGGACCUUCAGUUGCACAUUAACUGCAAAAUGCUCCAGAACACCUGGGUGCAAGUAAUGUACAUUGCUGAUGACGUUGUUAAUGUCGAUGAAACCCAAUAUGGUAGAUACGAUGUGAACCUGACAUUCUACAAUUCCUCAUCGUUCCUGUGGCCAGUGCAUGACUUUCCUUACUACGUUGACCUGAAUCAGGAUUUGUACCUUCAAGCUUCUCUUUACAGCUCUGACCCAAACCUGGUGUUGUUCGUGGAUACAUGUGUGGCAUCACCUGAUCCUAAUAAUUUUACAACACUGCACUAUGAAUUAAUCAGAAGUGGGUGUUUCAAAGAUUCUACCUAUUCUCCUUACUAUUCAUCAGACAGAAGUGUCAGUCGGUUUGGCUUUAAUGCAUUUUCAUUUGUUGGACGAUACCCAUCAGUCUUCCUGCAGUGUGAGCUGGUGGUGUGCAGGAGCGAUGACUAUUCUUCCCGCUGCUAUCAAGGCUGUGUUAACAGGUUCAAGAGGAAUGCAGGAUCUUCGCAGGAAAAAAUGAGUGUUAUUGUUGGACCUAUCCAGCUUCAGGAGGCUCCCGCUGAGAACAGAAAUGCUGGUAUUGAUCUGGCCUCUAACACCCAGGAGAGAGGGGAGUCUGAGAGCUCAGCGCCUGCUGCCAGCUCUCCUGUUCCUCUGGCUGUGACCGCCGUGGUGUUGGCAGCUGCUGUCCUCACCGUGGGAGGAUUUCUUCUGAAGCGCAAACUGCAGGAACCCACCCCGUACCAGAUAAUAAAGGACAUCUACAACACCAAUAUCCUCCACAGUAGGGAUGACCAACUCAGCACCAAUAACCUUGUCGACAGAGAUCACCUCCUUACCACCAGCGACCACACAAGUGCCCACCUGCGGCUGGCCGGCGGCCGGCAUGGCUGCGAGGGCCGCGUGGAGGUGUGGGAUGGACGCAGCUGGGGGACGGUGUGCGACGACUACUGGGACCUGAGUGAGGCGCAGGUGGUGUGCCGCCAGCUGGGCUGUGGCCCUGCCAUAGCCGCCCCAGGCAAUGCUCACUUCGGUGCCGGCAGUGGCCACAUCUUCCUGGACAACUUGUGGUGCCAUGGCUCCUGGCCUUCUGUCCCUUCCAACCCUGCAUCCCCAUGGUGGUGCCCUGCACCCUGGGACCCCUUCUCCAGAGCAUUACAUCUCACUUAUGGCUCUUCUUCCUCCACUCUCACAGCUGCCACGACCACCCCAGUGCCUACAGAAGCACCUUAUUUUUGUGGUGGCUUAAUUUCAAAUUCUUCUGGGAUGUUGCAGAGUCCAAACUACCCUGGAAAUUAUCCAAACAACGCUGACUGUGUGUGGGAAAUACAAGUAGAGAAUAAUUUCCGUGUUGCGCUCACAUUUAGAGAUGUUGCGUUGCAGAACAGCAGAUGCCAGUAUGACUACAUUGAAGUCUAUGACGGGCCUCCACACUCUUCUCCACUUCUUGGGAGAAUUUGUGCUGGUUCCUUCCUCACAUACACGUCGUCUUCAAACCUAAUGAGCAUUCACUUUCACAGCGAUUCUAGACACACAUUUAGAGGGUUCCAGGCCCACUACUCCUCCAUCCCAACAGAUCACAACAUUGCCCUUACGUGCCUGCCAGACUACAUGCAUGCGGUGGUUAGCAGGGACUAUCUCCAGUCACAAGGCUACUCUGCAGAGACAGUCACCCUGAACGACACUCGCUGUGAGCCAACACUCACAGCACACGAGGUGGUGUUCAACGUUCCCUAUGACAGCUGUGGGACAAUACGAGAGGAAAGCAAUGGUACAAUCAACUAUUCCAACAUGAUCAAAGUUACCUCUUCUGAGUAUAUAAUCAAGAGGAAAAAGGAUCUUCACUUACACCUCAGUUGCAAGAUGUUACAAAACACAUGGAUACAAAUCAUGUAUGUUGCUGAAGAUACUGCAGACAUUAAUGAAAAUCAGUUUGGAAGAUAUGCUGUGAACAUCACGUUUUAUGAUUCCUCAUCAUUCCUGCGGCCAGUGCAUGACUCUCCAUACUACAUUGACCUGAACCAAAAUUUGUACCUUCAAGCUUAUCUUCACAGCUCUGACCCAAAUCUGAUGCUGUUUGUGGACACAUGUGUGGCAUCACCUGAUCCUCAGGAUUUUAGCACUCUAUCCUAUGAUAUAAUCAAGAAUGGAUGUGCUAGAGAUUCUUCCUAUGCCAUAUACUACACCCCCAACAGCCACUUCGCUCGGUUCAAAUUUAAUGCCUUUGAAUUCAUUAACCGCUACUCAUUAGUCUACCUGCGGUGUCAGCUAGUGGUGUGCAGGCUCGGGGACUACUCCUCCCGCUGCUACCACGGCUGCUCGGGAAGGUUCAAGAGAGACACCAGCUCUACCCAGGAGAAAGUAGAUGUUGUUGUCGGACCUCUGAAGCUUCGAGAAGAAGGUGCUCAGAGCACCACUGAAGUUGAAUAAAUUUUUCUCUUAUUUACUCUGAGA